CGGUGCGCCCGUUGGCACAGGAAAGAUUGGAAGUGACACAGUCUGAUUAGAACCCGGUCUCUUUUGCACCGACAAAUCCCGCGAUUGCUGCGGCUUAGGCUCCCGGGUUUGCUUUUUCGGCUUGUCGGCCUUCAGGUUCGUGUUUUGUGGGGUGUUUUGGUUUUUUUUUUUCGGGCGGUCUGUGUUGUUUUCAUACACGAGCGUUUUCCCAGCGUUAUUUUCGCGCUUGUUCUCUCUUGCGAGGAUGAAGCCAUGAGUGCAGAGGAGGGCAGACUUAUACCACUGAGACGCGCUUUGAGCUGAGAGCCAGGCGAACGCGUAAAGGGAGGACCAAACAAAGUGCAUCUGAAAUAUCAAGUUUGCGCGCUCCACGGCUUCACGACAGACAGAUCACUACUGCUGUUCACAAAGUCUCUCUCUCUCUCUCUCUCUCUCUCUCUGUCCGUCACAACUUCCUCGCAGACGAGCAUCCUCUGUCCAUUUCCACCUCUCCACUCACUCCGCCGCCUUGCGCGCUGUCGUCACUCCACACUCCGCCUGCCACCACAGACUAACUUUUUUUUUUUCUUUGCGGCUGUCCGGUCCGACUGCGACGGGUCCAGAUUCAGCAGAGCAAGCAGCGUGACCCGCCGUGCAUCCAGGAGCCGAAGCAAAGCCCAGCCCUGGAUUCAAUACUCCUGAUCAAUGGACAGAGCCUCCUCAGCGGCCAGCAGCGCUUCAGACACGCCGUAGACAACUCAUUCUCUCUGGCUGGAACUCCUCUCGGGGUCUGGAGGAGGAUGGAGAGAGGGGGGGAGAGUCCCAUCACCCAGGACAGCCCUGAGAGGAGGGGGGGCAGCCCAGACCUCAGUGGCCUUCAACCACCGGGGAAGAAGGGCAGGUUGGAGCUCAAUGGGAGCCCCACUGGGCCACGCAUACGCCACAACGGAGCUGCACCAAGACCCCAAGGAGGUUUGAUGAUUCCAGUGUUCUGCGUGGUGGAGCAGUCAGACGGUAUUCACACAGACGGAUGUGAGGGAAGAGAGGAGCAUGCAGAGUUUGUCCUCGUCAGGAAGGAUAUUCUUUUCUCUCAGCUGGUGGAGACGGCUCUGCUGGCCCUUGGCUACUCCCACAGUUCAGCUGCACAAGCCCACGGCAUCAUCAAGGUGGGAAGGUGGAACCCUCUGCCCAUCCACUUCCUGACCGACGCACCAGAAGCUACGGUCGCUGACAUGUUGUUGGAGGUCUACCACAUGGUCACUCUACGCAUUCAGCUGCAAAGUUUUUCAAAGCUGGAGGACCUGCCCUGUGAACAGUGGAACCACGCAACCGUCAGGAACGCUCUCAAAGAGCUGCUCAAGGAAAUGAACCAAAGCACUCUGGCCAAAGAGUGUCCUCUGUCACAGAGUAUGAUUUCCUCCAUAGUGAAUAGUUCCUACUAUGCCAAUGUCUCCACUGCCAAAUGCCAGGAGUUUGGUCGUUGGUACAAGAAGUACAAGAAAAUCAAAGUAGAUUACCUGGAGAAGAUGUGGUCUGGACGAGAUGCUACUGACAUCAAAAUAGAGAGAGACAACAUGGCAGACUUCUGCGUACUGGGCCAAAGACCUCCUCCUCACUUGGCAGGCCUGGCCCAGCUCAGUCACCUGGGAACCGGCAGUCCCCUCCUCAAGGCGGGAUCAGGAGAUCCGCCCUCCCAGCCACCUCAGCAGCCCCCUCCACCCCAACAACAGCCCUCGCCCCAUGGCCCCCUCCACCACAGCCCUCCUCUUCGCACUGGCCAGGUGCCUCCUCCCCCCCCACCACCGCCUGGUGCCCUGCAGCCCCUGCUGGGGCCAGGUGGGCUGCUCUCCCCACAACUCUCCCCACAGCUGGUACGUCAACAGCUUGCCAUGGCCCACCUCAUCAACCAACAACUAGCCGUUAGUCGCCUGCUGGCCCAUCAACACCCCCAGGCCAUCAACCAGCAGUUCCUCAACCACCCGCCCAUACCUCGGGGUUCAUCCAAAGCUGGUGACCACCCUGGAAACAACUCUUCGGCCUCUGAGGUCUCCUCCGAAAUCUACCAGCAGGUCAGAGAUGAGCUGAAGAGAGCUAGCGUCUCCCAGGCUGUGUUCGCCCGUGUGGCUUUCAACCGCACACAGGGCUUGCUGUCGGAGAUCUUGCGGAAGGAGGAAGACCCUCGCACAGCCUCUCAGUCUCUGCUGGUGAAUUUGAAAGCAAUGCAGAACUUCCUUAACCUGCCUGAGAGUGAGAGGGACCGAAUCUACCAGGAGGAGAGAGAGCGCACCAUGAACCCUUCAGUUGGCCUUCCAGCCUCCAACUCCUCCAACCCUGGUGCUCCACGCCUCUCACAGAAAGUGUGGGAGAGGAGUUUGGAUGACCAGAUAACCCCUGAUACCUGGGCCUCCAUCUGGAAGAAUAAGACUAAGAUCUCCAACUCGCCAAAGCCGUCUGGCCCUGCUCCAGACCUCCCACUGAAGCUAGAGUCACUGGUUAACAUUACGUCGGGCAUCUAUGACGAAAUUCAGCAGGAGAUGAAGAGAGCCAAGGUGUCUCAAGCUCUGUUCGCAAAGGUGGCCGCCAACAAGAGCCAGGGUUGGCUAUGUGAGCUGCUUCGGUGGAAGGAGAACCCCAGCCCAGAAAACCGCACUCUGUGGGAGAACCUGUGCACCAUUCGGAGGUUUUUGACCUUGCCACAGGCAGACAGAGACCUGGCGUAUGAAGAGGAGUCUAGGCACCAUCACACCGAAAGGCUGCACACUGUCCUUCACCUGCCACAGGACACACAGCUCUAUUGUCUUUCUCGUCAGGCACUUCACAGGCCACCCCCGGCCCCAAUGAAGGAGCACCGCCUGUCUCCGAUGCGAGAAGAACCUCUAUCUGCCCAGGUGAGCGAGGAGGGGUCACAGAAUGUGGGAGCAGGAGCUGCAGCUGGAUGUCCACCUGGCACUGUUGGCGGUGGUGGGAGCAACAAGAAGCCACGAUCACGCACUAAGAUUUCUCUGGAGGCCCUGGGUAUCCUGCAGAGCUUCAUCCAGGAUGUUGGACUGUACCCAGACCAGGAGGCCAUCCACACCUUGUCAGCACAGCUUGACUUGCCCAAACACACCAUCAUCAAGUUCUUCCAGAACCAGCGUUACCACGUCAAGCACCAUGGUCGUCUCAAGGAGCUUGGCGAGGGGGCUGCCGCCAGUGGAGGCGUGGAUGUCAGUGAAUACAGAGAAGAGGAGCUGCUUUCAGGAUCAGAGGACCCAGAGUCGAGUGAGGAUGGAGCUGAGGAGAUCUUUCAGUCCACAGAGGGGAGUGGUGGGAGCACAGGAGGGCUGAGCCAGCCUCCAUCCUCCUCCAACUCCAACUCCAAUCAGUCAGGGAACAAUGUUGCUCAGGAGGAAGGCAAAGAAAAGGGGCAUGGCCGGUCUGGUGGCUCUCUGGCCCCCGGUAGCUCUUCAUCCAGUCCUAGAGAGCAAGCUGAAUACCAGAGGUAGAGACCGACACACAGAGCGGAGAGGACAGAGAGAAAAGAAGACAGUGACAAUGAAGAUGAGGAACUGGUCAUGAACUGAUGGAGGAUGACUGCAUAGAAACUGUGUGAGAGGUGAAUGUCUAUGUAGACACAGAUUAACCAAGAAAACCAUUAGGCUGACAUACAGGUCAUCAAUGAGGUGACCAGAAAGACUCCUUGUACUGACAAUCUCAGACAGACAUCUGUGAAAACCUGAUUUGUGGAGUGACAUUAUGACUAGGUACUACUAUUGCUGCUCAUAUAUCCAGCCUAGAAACAGACACAAACAUAAAAUCUCCAAGCAUAAAAAAUUACCAGAAAAACCUUCUCCUAAUCAGCCAACUGCCAGAAUAGACACAUCAAGGAGGUGGGAUUUGUCCAUAAAUUGUUCCCGUUCCUCCUCUCUGAAGUGUGAGCAUAGCCUUACAAGGCGUACUCCUUACAUGCUGGGUUGAAUUUGCGCCACUGAGUGACAUUUAUAGACUGGAUCCUAGGACAAUCCUAUACAUUCUCAGGACACACACUGAUGUUGGUAGAUGCUGUUGCCUGCCUGAGAGCGUGGAUGAACAAGUCCCUGUGUUCAUCCACAAGCUUCAUUUCAUGGUGGAAAUGGAAAUGACCACUCCAGAUCCUGCCCUCACUUCACAAUCACACUCAAGAAAUCCAACAUGGCACUUAAGACAUUGAUAUUUUGUAGAUGUGAUAUACUCCUGCCUCCCUUCCUUAGUCUCUCCUCUUGAGGCUCACAAAGGUUGUGAACUUCAAAAAUGACUUAGAAGAGGAGACAGUUUGGCUCGGACAGCGGACUUCCAGAGGAUGUGGCAUGCAGGGACACCCGGGCCUAUGUACCCACGACUAAGUACCCUUCCUGGCACCGCCCGUGUAUGUGUGGCGAGAAAAAUGUCAAGAAAGGAAGGAUAGAGUGGAGAUUCAGCAACCAAACAAUCAGUCACUUUAUGUGCGGUAGUCCACCCCUUCCACUCUUCCUCUCCUCUCUCCAUCUCCCCCUUUUCCUCUCUCUCUAAUUGGUGCCCACAGUCUUGUGUUUCACCACACCUACCCGCACUUAAACUUCACCAACCCUAUUUAUUGCUAUCUUUAUCCAUGAUUAUUAUUAUCAUUAUUGUUAUUAUUGUUGUUAUUAUGGCUAGAAUUGCUGUCAUCACAUGCUAUUUUUAGGUUUUAUUUCCAUGGUUUUUAAAUAUUGGUUUUCAGAACUGGGCGGUUGUUUGGGUAACAAGAGACAUUAAGAGUGUGCCCUAAAAAGAGGAAGAAAAGGAGCAGAGAGUGAAAGGAAAUAAAAAGAAGCAGUUACUGAGUGUUAUUGGAUUUUUAAAAAAAGUCCUGUCAUGUUGUAUUAUGGCAAGUUUUUUAUAGUUCUGUUUCUCAAAAAUAGUAGAUAAGUUGAAAAGAGAAAUAGUUAAGCGAGAAAACUGUGCUACAUUGCUGCAGUUGAUGACAAUCUACUUUUUUGAGCCAUUAAAGAAAUGUGGCAGAUUUGACUCUUCACUUUUGAUGUCUUGUAAAUACCCGCAACUGGAUAAAUUGUUAUUGAUGAACUUUUAUUUCAUAUUUUGCUGAGUGACUUUAAAUGUUUGAGCCAGUUUGGACUACCAGAAGAGUGCUGUUUUUUUUGUUGUUUUUUUUUCCUUUGGACAACUCAGUGAAAUUGUUUCAUUUCAUUGUGCCGGGAAAAUUCAAUCACAAAAGUAUUUAAAAAUAAUUCAAGCUGUUGUUUUGUUUGAUGUCAGUGCAGCUGUGUACAAGUAUACAGUGUGUUCAAAAGAAUAUCGGAGAAUGGAUAGUGUUUUGUAUCUAUCCUGAUUGGCUGCUACAAGCGAAUGGAUGACCUGCCUUUUAAUUAUUACAUCAAUGCCAAUCACUCCACACCAUAUUAUUGUGCUUUUCUGUAUGACAGAAAUCAGGGUUAGACUCAAAUGCAGUUCCAGUGAAAUCUUAGUUCAUCCAGUGUUGAAGUGAAUUAAAAUUGGUGAAUUUAAAAAAAAA
Molecule: messenger RNA, 5488 nt
Organism: Scatophagus argus
Lineage: Eukaryota; Metazoa; Chordata; Actinopteri; Scatophagidae
Gene: satb2
Product: SATB homeobox 2
Exons: 14
Coding region: 780-3464 (894 amino acids)
Biological process (GO): chromatin remodeling; regulation of transcription by RNA polymerase II
Molecular function (GO): DNA-binding transcription factor activity, RNA polymerase II-specific; RNA polymerase II cis-regulatory region sequence-specific DNA binding
Source: RefSeq, a predicted model, not a curated record